CUAGAGAAUCCGGAAUAACCUGGUAUAUGCGAGUACCACUCCAAAAACGCUCACGGUGCCGGUGCCCAACUCAUAAGCAAAUUGAAUUCCUUUUAAACCUCUUGAAUCUGGAACCUCUCAUAUGUCAUACGCAAAGCUCGAAUUGCAGAAGCUCGUUCCAGUAAUGAAUGACCUGUCAUCCCCGGGCCCAGGGCGGCCGCCCCUCUUGCCCUGGCUCAGGGACGGGCCUGACCAGGACCUGGCCCUCGAUAUGUCGAACCUGCACAUUCACCGGCAGUAUUUUUUCUCAGCUUUUCUCGCUAUGGAACCAUCCGAUAUCUUAAUUUCGUUAGCAAGGAAAUGUGGGGGUGGCUUUGUAUCCGAGGACGUGCAAAAGUUCAUUUGGACUUACUGCAUUAACAACAUCAGUGAUGAGAGCUGUUAUGUAACUUAUUUGAAGGUUUUUCUGAAAAAGCUCAUCAAAGAAGUUGAAUUAACUGGUGGCGUUGUGUUGGAUGAAUUUUAUGAGCGGUAUGCUCAUUACAUGGCUUCUUUGAAGGAAGAUGCAUCAGGGAACCAAGAUUUAUGGACUGUGAAAUGCAUUACGUUUCUUUUUCAUGAUGUUCCUAGUCACACCGGUCAAAUGCAGAUGGUUGUACCAUUGAGAUGUUCUCUCAAUAUGCUUCAAGGGGACACUGGGUGUGCACUUUGGCCUUCUAGUCUUUUUCUGUCGGAGUUUAUCCUUUCAUUUCCCGAAGUUUUUACAAGGAAAUUAUGUUUUGAGGUUGGUUCUGGUAUAGGUCUGAUUGGCAUCUGCCUUAAGCAUGCCAAAGCCUCCCAGGUGAUCCUGAGUGAUGGUGAUUCAUCAACUUUGGCGAAUUUGAAGCUUAAUUUAGAAAUGAAUGAGAUUGCAAAUUUUGAUUCUUCUUUAGAUCAAAGUACAAGUACCUCAUAUUUGGUGCGAUGCAUUCAUCUGCCAUGGGAAUCUGCAAACGAGAGUGAGCUUCAGCAAUUCAACCCUGAUAUUGUAUUGGGUGCUGACGUAAUUUAUGAUCCAUCAUGCCUCCCGCAUCUUGUUCGCGUACUUUCCAUUUAUCUAAACCGAAGAAUGAACACUAACAACAGACUGAAUGGCACUGCUCAAGCGUGUGACAAAGAAGAAGAUUGCUCCAAUGGUGAUUGCUCAGGGUCCAACAAAGUGAAUUUACAGGUUGCAACUCUAAAAUCCUUGCUUGAAGAAAUGGAGACUGGUCCAGUAGCCCUUAUCGCCUCUGUGAUAAGAAACAUCGAUACUUUUAAUUGCUUUCUGAAGCUAUGUUGUCAAAAUGAUCUUCUUGUUAAGGAUAUGACUGAAUCUAUUAGGCCUGAUAAUCUGCUACCGUACAUGAAAUCAUAUAAUCGGUCAGAUGUACGCUUGUUGAUGCUAUCCUAUAUGAGCAAGUGAACUAGUAUAUUAGAAGUGAUUCAUUCAUGGUCCGCCCCUCGAUCUCUCAGCACCAGUCUCAUGUACUCUUUCGCUCAACGGGAUGAUAUUGAAGUGUUUGAUGAACCCUUAUAUGCGAACUUUCUUCAAGUUACUGGUGCAAAGAGACCUUACAGAGAGGAGGUGUUGUCAAAAAUGGAAUCUGACGGGGAGAAGAUUGUGAACGGGAUUAUCUACGGUCCUGGAAAUAAGAAAUAUCGCUUUUGUAAGCACAUGUCUAAACAACUGCUACCAGGCUUGUCAAGUGAUUUGAUGAAGAAGGGGAAGCACUUCAUAUUGAUACGGAAUCCAAUGGAUAUUUUGCCAUCCUUUGACAAGGUUGUGCCCCCAACUUUUCUUGAGGUGGGGUUAGCUGCUCUCGUCACCAUUUACAGUGAGCUCUGUGAUCUAGGAAAUCCACCUGCUAUCAUUGAUGCUGGAGAACUUCAACGAGAUCCAGAGGGAGCUUUACGUGGUCUUUGUGAGGACCUGAAUAUUCCAUUUCAGCCUACAAUGCUUAAAUGGGAAGCUGGUCCCAAACCCAUAGAUGGUAUCUGGGCUCCAUGGUGGUAUGGAAGUGUACAUAAGUCAACUGGUUUCAAAACAGAACACAGAUAUCCCAAGACAUUUCCAUCUUCUCUCUAUGACUUACUGGAAAAAUGCCUACCUUUUUACAAUUUCCUCAAGUGCCGUCUUAAGCGAUCAUCUGCUCUUCUAAGUUCAUCCGUGCCCCCUCCUAGUCUUCCUGUUUCAGCAAACGAAAAGCUCCUUGCAUGGGUUGGUGAUGAGAUUCUACCUCGUGAUAGUGCAAAGGUUUCAGUUCUGGACUCAGUAGUACAAGGAGGUGAUUCUGUUUGGGAAGGACUACGUAUCUAUAAAGGAAAAAUAUUUAAGCUUGAGGAGCAUCUGGAUAGACUGUUUGACUCAGCAAAAGCUUUGGCUUUCAGUAAUAUUCCAACACGUGGAGAGGUCAAGGAAGCUAUUUUCACAACUCUUAUUAGGAAUGGCAUGUUUGAUAAUUCCCAUAUCCGCCUAAGUUUAACUCGCGGCAAGAAAGUCACUUCUGGAAUGAGUCCUGCAUUCAAUCUUUAUGGCUGCACCUUAAUAGUGCUCGCCGAAUGGAAACCACCUGUCUAUGAUAACACCAAGGGUGUAGUUUUGGUUACUGCUUCAACCCGCCGUAAUUCUCCAAAUAAUUUGGAUUCAAAAAUUCACCACAACAACCUGCUGAACAAUAUACUUGCAAAGAUAGAAGGAAAUAAUGCGAAUGCUGAUGAUGCCAUAAUGCUUGACAAGGAUGGCUAUGUAUCUGAAACAAAUGCAACGAAUAUUUUUAUGGUAAAAAAAGGCAGAGUCUUGACACCUCAUGCGGACUAUUGUCUUCCUGGAAUAACUCGAGCUACUGUCAUGGAACUUGUGGUGAAGGAACGUUUUGCCUUAGAAGAGCGACGAGUUAGCCUAUCAGAGUUCCAUACAGCAGAUGAGGUCUGGACAACUGGAACCAUGGGAGAACUAAGCCCGGUGGUGAAGGUUGAUGGCCGUUUGGUUGGAGAUGGGCAGGUAGGACCUGUGACACGGACGUUGCAGAAUGCAUACAAAAAGCUCACAGAAGAGGCUGGGGUGCCUAUUCCCACCUAUCAGAGAGAAUGAUUGCUUUUUGUUGAAAGGAACUUUUGUCACAUAUUGCUGGAACUGAUGGCUUGAUGAGGAGUUUGAUUGUCUUUUGAAGAAAACUUCGAUUUGCAAAUGAAGAAAGAAGCAGCAGGAAAAUAAAUUAUGAUCUUCAAGGAUAAUCCUGUUUGCCCUUGUUUAUAAAUUCAGUUGCUGGUAAGAGUUGCGCUUGUGCUUGAACUCUUAAGUGACUUGAAGGAGUAUCUUGGGGAUUUUACACACUGUAAAUAGUACAAUGCAAUAGUCCUGAAAAAAAAAUAUUAUUGCUUGAUAUAUGUCCCCCUCUUAUUAUUGAUUCUGUAAUAUUGAAGUUUCUGACGCCUCCCUAGUCCCUACUGUACCCCCAAUAAUCACGGCCUUGCAGCAGUUUGGGCAGUUUUGGGCGUUCAGUCGUUCAAUUAGUCUGUGGUGCUGUGUUUUAGCAACAUAUCUCCCUCAUUUGUGUGGUAUGAAUAAUCUCUAAUUUCCUUUUCUUUGGUAA
Beta vulgaris subsp. vulgaris (sugar beet) is the source of this 3593-nucleotide messenger RNA. RefSeq names its product branched-chain-amino-acid aminotransferase-like protein 1. The transcript is spliced from 32 exons. NCBI's taxonomy places the organism in Eukaryota, Viridiplantae, Streptophyta, Magnoliopsida, Caryophyllales, Amaranthaceae. Gene Ontology annotation, biological process: carboxylic acid metabolic process. The record is from RefSeq and is a predicted model, not a curated record. Gene Ontology annotation, molecular function: catalytic activity.